Molecule: messenger RNA, 20779 nt
Organism: Coregonus sp. 'balchen'
Lineage: Eukaryota; Metazoa; Chordata; Actinopteri; Salmoniformes; Salmonidae
Source: the annotation of a GenBank genome assembly
AUGCCGGUAUUUUCGUGGGCCUCUCCUGGCUAUCCCCGGGGUCUCCUGCUAGUUGUUUUGGUUGUGUUCGUGGGCAUUGCAUUGCCAGGUGAAGCCUCUGUCCCUGCAAAUCUAUCACACGGAACUGAAGGCUCACAUUUAACUAACAUCACUAAUACUAAAAAGGCAUUUCCUGUGCUCGCCGUAAAUUACGAACACGUACGAAAGCCUUUUGAGGUCGCGCUAUGGAUCGUUCUCGCCUUAUUGAUGAAACUCGGUGAGUGCCUUUGCUUUUGUCACGAUGUUACAAUGAUCCACUUGGGGAUGCCCCUUACUAAAUGAAUUGAUAUGGAUCGAUAUGACGCUAUCAAACGUCACAUUUCUCUGGGGUCAUGAUGAUGAUGAUGAUGAUGAUGAUGAUGAUAAGGUUCGACAGGGACAUUAUUGCAAUACACUACAACACAUCAAUUCAGACAGGAAUGUAAGUCUAAUGUUGUGGUAUAUUAUAAAUAUACUACAGUUCCUGGCAGGAAGUUUGGACACAGGAGGUGCCCACUCUAUUACUAAUCGCUACACUGAUGGCAGAGGUGGGAUGAUUCCAUAUAGGUAAUAUGGUUCUUUAUGGCACAGGAUCGGGUAUACCCAUUGUUUCAGUCCUACUUUGGAUCAUGAGAUGCUGCAUCUAAUUACCAUGGACUUUAUAAGCAAUUGUCCCUCUCACCAGUCACCACUAGAAACAGAAGCACAAGUUCCAUAAGAUUAGUGUAAUAGGAGACUUGGCAAACAUUUGGGAUGGACAUUCUCAGAGUGAAGAGAGCAGUUGUUGUCAUGACCUGCCAGAGUUAGAGGGAUGUAGGGGUAACUAGGGGUAACUAGGGGUAACUAGGGGUAACUAGGGGUCAGUAGGGGUCAGUAGGGGUAACUAGGGGUCAGUAGGGGUCACUAGGGGUCAGUAGGGGUCAGUAGGGGUCACUAGGGGUAACUAGGGGUAACUAGGGGUCAGUAGGGGUCAGUAGGGGUAACUAGGGGUCAGUAGGGGUCAGUAUGGGUGUAGAUAGUUCUGCAUGUCUUUCCUGUCACUGUACUUUCUCUCUUGUAUGUCCCAGAAAAAGUCAUACACACUACACAAAUAUCACAUAUUAUAUUUAAUAUGCACAUAACACACCCCAGACGGUUUGUGUCCCAAAUGACACAAUAUUCCCUAUAUAGUGCAUUACUUUUGACCAGAGCCCUAUGGGUCCUGGUCAAAGGUAGUGCACUAUAAAGGGAAUACGGUGCCAUUUGGGACACAGCCUAUUAAAGUAACUGUCCAGUGAAAAUCUCACUUAAAAGUUAAUAUUCUGGGGCCUCCCGAGUGGUGCAGCGCUCUAAGGCACUGCAUCGCAGUGCUUGAGGCGUCACUACAGACCCGGGUUCGAUCCCAGGCUGUGUCACAGCCUGCCGUGACCCGGGAGACCCAUGAGGCGGCGCACAAUUGGCCCAGCGUCGUCCUGGUCAGGGGAGGGUUUGGCCGGCUGGGAUUUCCUUGUCCCAUCGCGCUCUAGCGACUCCUUGUGGCGGGCCGGGCACCUGCAAGCUGACUUCGGUUGCCAGCUGGACGGUGUUUCCUCUGACACAUUGGUGCGGCUUGCUUCCAGGUUAAGCGAGCAGUGUAUCAAGAAGCAGUGCGGCUUGGCAGGGUCGUGUUUGGCUCUCGACCUUCGCCUCUCCUGAGUCCGUAGGGGAGUUGCAGCGAUGGGACAAGACUGUAACUACCAACUGGGGAGAAAAAAGGGUAAAAGUACAACAACAACAAAGGUUAAUAUUCUGUUAAGUCACAUGGUUAGCAGAUGUUACCCAAAUAAUGUCGUUGACUCAUUCUAUACUCCUAUUUGUGGCUAGAGCAUAAAUGGGAGAAAAAAAACACUUCAAAAACCCCUCCUCAAACUGCUAUUUCCUCAUAAAACAUGACAUCGUGUUGGCUCAUUGGCUGAGCUGGCCAAUCAGCGGUCUACUCGCGUUCAUAUUUUUUAUGACCGGUAUACGCCCACACCAUUAUGUUCUUGGGGUACGCCCACAUCAUUCAAACACAGAAAAUAUGCUUUUCACUAUUUUACUUAGUUAUAGGUCGUAUUUAAUAGAAAUCUGGAAACACUGGACAGUUCCUUUUAAGGAAUCUUCCAAGUAAGUGUUGUGUGAGUUAGAAGUCAGCUUGCAGUGAUGGUAAUUAGCCGCAUACUACAUAUGUAUACAGUAGUCUUUGAGACUGCCUGUCUCGCAUCACUUUCCUCCUUCACAGUUAGCAUUGCUAACUUCAAAUCUAAUCAAAUGUAUUGGUCACAUACACGUGGUUAGCAGAUUGUUAUUGUGAGUGUAGUGAAAUGCUUGUGCUUCUAGUUCCGACAGAGCAGUAAUAUCUAGCAAGUAAUAUCUAACAGUUCCACAACAAAUAUCUAAUACACACAAAUCUAAGUAAAGGAAUGGAAUAAGAAUAUAUACAUAUAUGGAUGGCCAAUGUCAUUGUCAGAGCGGCAUAGGUUAAGAUGCAAUAGAUAGUAUAGAAUACAGUAUAUACAUAUGAGAUGGGUAAUGCAAGAUAUGUAAACAUUAUUAAAGUGGCAUUAUUAAAGUGACUAGUGUUCCAUUUAUUAAAGUGGCCAGUGAUUUUCAAGUCUGUAUGUAGGCAGCAGCGCCUCUGUGCUAGUGAUGGCUGUUUAACAGUCUGAUGGCCUUGAGAUACAGUGCCUUGCAGAAGUAUUCAUCCCCCUUGGCGUUUUUCCUAUUUUGUUGCAUUGCAACCUGUAAUUUAAAAUAAUUUUUAUAUGGAUUUCAUGUAAUGGACAUACACAAAAUAGUCCAAAUUGGUGAAGUGGAAUGAAAAAACAAACUUGUUAAAAAAAAUUUGAACAAAUAAAUAACGGAAAAGUGGUACGUGCAAAUGUAUUCACCCCCUUUGCUAUUAAGCCCCUAAAUAAGAUCUGGUGCAACCAAUUACCUUCAGAAGUCACAUAAUUAGUUAAAUAAAGUCCACCUGUGUGCAAUCUGUGUCACAUGAUCUGUCACAUGAUCUCGGUAUAUAUACACCUGUUCUGAAAGGCCCCAGAGUCUGCAACACCACUAAGCAAGGGGCACCACCAAGCAAGCGGCACCAUGGAGACCAAGGAGCUCUCCAAACAGGCCAGGGACAAAGUUGUGGAGAAGUACAGAUCAGGGUUGGGUUAUAAAAAAAGAUCAGAAACUUUGAACGUCACACGGAGCACCAUUUAAAUCCAUUAUUAAAAAAUUGAAAGAAUAUGGCACCACAACAAACCUGCCAAGAGAGGGCCGCCCACCAAAACUCACGAACCAGGCAAGGAGGGCAUUAAUCAGAGGCAACAAAGAGACCAAAGAUAACCCUGAAGGAGCUGCAAAGCUCCACAGCAGAGAUUGGAGUAUCUGUUCAUAGGACCACUUUAAGCCUUACACUCCACAGAGCUGGGCUUUACGGAAGAGUGGCCAGAAAAAAGCCAUUGCUUAAAGAAAAAAAUAAGCAAACACGUUUGGUGUUCACCAAAAGGCAUGUGGGAGACUCCCCAAACAUAUGGAAGAAGGUACUCUGGUCAGAUGAGACUAAAAUUGAGCUUUUUGGCGCAAACCCAACACCUCUCAUCACCGCGAGAACACCAUCCCUACAGUGAAGCAUGGUGGUGGCAGCAUCAUGCUGUUGGGAUGUUUUUCAUCGGCAGGGACUGGGAAACUGGUCAGAAUUGAAGGAAUGAUGGAUGGCGCUAAAUACAGGGAAAUUCUUGAGGGAAACCUAUUUCAGUCUUCCAGAGAUUUGAGACUGGGACGGAGGUUCACCUUCCAGCAGGACAAUGACCCUAAGCAUACUGCUAAAGCAACACUGAAGUGGUUUAAGGGGAAACAUUUAAAUGUCUUGGAAUGGCCUAGUCAAAGCCCAGACCUCAAUCCAAUUGAGAAUCUGUGGUAUGACUUAAAGAUUGCUGUACACCAGCGGAACCCAUCCAAUUUGAAGGAGCUGGAACAGUUUUGCCUUGAAGAAUGGGCAAAAAUCCCAGUGGCUAGAUGUGCCAAGCUUAUAGAGACAUACCCCAAGAGACCUUUUGCAGCUGUAAUUGCUGCAAAAGGUGGCUCUACAAAGUAUUGAAUUUGUGGGGGUGAAUAGUUAUGCACGCUCAAGCUUUCUGUUUUUUUUGUCUUAUUUCUUGUUUCUUUCACAACCAAAAAUAUUUUGCAUCUUCAAAGUGGUAGGCAUGUUGUGUAAAUCAAAUGAUACAACCCCCCAAAAAUCCAUUUAAAUUACAGGUUGUAAGGCAACAAAAUAGGACAAAUGCCAAGGGGGGUGAAUACUUUCGCAAGCCACUGUAGAAGCAGUUUUUCAGUCUCUCAGUCCCACCUUUGAUGCACCUGUACUGACCUCGCUUUCUGGAUGAUAGCGGGGUGAACAGGCAGUGGCUCAGGUGGUAAUUGUCCUUGAUUAUCUUUUUGGCCUUCCUGUGACAUCGGGUGCUGUAGGUGUCCUGGAGGGCAGGUAUUUUGCCCCCGGUGAUGCGUUGUGCAGACCGCACCACCCUCUGGAGAGCCCUGCGGUUGUGGGCGGUGCAGUUGCCGUACCAGGCGGUGAUACAGCCCGACAGGAUGCUCUCAAUUGUGCAUCUGUAAAGGUUUGUGAGGGUUUUAGGUGACAGGCCAAAUUUCUUCAGCCUGAGGUUAAAGAGACGCUGUUGCGCUUUCUACACCACACUGUCUGUGUGGGUGGACCAUUUCAGUUUGUCAGUGAUACAGUGAGGGAAAAAAGUGUUUGAUCCCCUGCUGAUUUUGUACGUUUGCCCACUGACAAAGACAUGAUCAGUCUAUAAUUUUAAUGGUAGGUUUAUUUGAACAGUGAGAGACAGAAUAACAACAAAAAAAUCCAGAAAAACGCAUGUCAAAAAUGUUAUAAAUUGAUUUGCAUUUUAAUGAGGGAAAUAAGUAUUUGACCCCUCUGCAAAACAUGACUUAGUACUUGGUGGCAAAAUCCUUGUUGGCAAUCACAGAGGUCAGACGUUUCUUGUAGUUGGCCACCAGGUUUGCACACAUCUCAGGAGGGAUUUUGUCCCACUCCUCUUUGCAGAUCUUCUCCAAGUCAUUAAGGUUUCGAGCCUGACGUUUGGCAACUCGAAACUUCAGCUCCCUCCACAGAUUUUCUAUGGGAUUAAGGUCUGGAGACUGGCUAGGCCACUCCAGGACCUUAAUGUGCUUCUUCUUGAGCCACUCCUUUGUUGCCUUGGCCGUGUGUUUUGGGUCAUUGUCAUACUGGAAUACCCAUCCACGACCCAUUUUCAAUGCCCUGGCUGAGGGAAGGAGGUUCUCACCCAAGAUUUGACGGUACAUGGCCCCGUCCAUCGUCCCUUUGAUGCGGUGAAGUUGUCCUGUCCCCUUAGCAGAAAAACACCCCCAAACAUAAUGUUUCCACCUCCAUGUUUGACGGUGGGGAUGGUGUUCUUGGGGUCAUAGGCAGCAUUCCUCCUCCUCCAAACACGGCGAGUUGAGUUGAUGCCAAAGAGCUUGAUUUUGGUCUCAUCUGACCACAACACUUUCACCCAGUUCUCCUCUGAAUCAUUCAGAUGUUCAUUGGCAAACUUCAGACGGGCCUGUAUAUGUGCUUUCUUGAGCAGGGGGACCUUGCGGGCGCUGCAGGAUUUCAGUGCUUCACGGCGUAGUGUGUUACUAGUUGGUUUCUUGGUGACUAUGGUCCCAGCUGCCUUGAGAUCAUUGACAAGAUCCUCCCGUGUAGUUCUGGGCUGAUUCCUCACCGUUCUCAUGAUCAUUGCAACUCCACGAGGUGAGAUCUUGCAUGGAGCCCCAGGCCGAGGGAGAUUGACAGUUCUUUUGUGUUUCUUCAAUUUGCGAAUAAUCGCACCACCCAACAGUUGGUUGUCACCUUCUCACCAAGCUGCUUGGCGAUGGUCUUGUAGCCCAUUCCAGCCAUGUGUAAGUCUACAAUCGAGGGUUACUCACGUCGGCCAUGGAGAAGGAGAGCCCACAGUUCUUGGUAGCUGGCCACGUCGCUGGCACUGUGUUAUCCUCAAAGCGGGCAAAGAACUUGUUUAGCUUGUCUGGCAGCAAGCCGUCGGUGUCCGCGACGUGGCUGGUUUUCCUGUUGUAGUCUGUGACUGAGCACCUACCCUUGUGGGGCCCCAGUGUUGAGGAUCAGUGAAGUGGAGAUGUUGUUUCCUACCUUCACCACCUGGGGUGGCCCCACAAGGGCCCCCAGGUGUAUGGUGUGUGACUGUGGGGGGAUAUGUGCUGUUGCUGAGUUAUGUAUGGUUUUUUUUGUGGUUCCCGCCCCAUUCCCAGAUACGGUAAAUGACAAUGUUCCAUUACUCAUAGACAUACAGUGGGGGGAAAAAGUAUUUAGUCAGCCACCAAUUGUGCAAGUUCUCCCACUUAAAAAGAUGAGAGAGGCCUGUAAUUUUCAUCAUAGGUACACGUCAACUAUGACAGACAAAUUGAGGGGAAAAAAUCCAGAAAAUCACAUUGUAGGAUUUUUAAUGAAUUUAUUUGCAAAUUAUGGUGGAAAAUAAGUAUUUGGUCACCUACAAACAAGCAAGAUUUCUGGCUCUCACAGACCUGUAACUUAUUCUUUAAGAGGCUCCUCUGUCCUCCACUCGUUACCUGUAUUAAUGGCACCUGUUUGAACUUGUUAUCAGUAUAAAAGACACCUCUCCACAACCUCAAACAGUCACACUCCAAACUCCACUAUGGCCAAGACCAAAGAACUGUCAAAGGACACCAGAAACAAAAUUGUAGACCUGCACCAGGCUGGGAAGACUGAAUCUGCAAUAGGUAAGCAGCUUGGUUUGAAGAAAUCAACUGUGGGAGCAAUUACUAGGAAAUGGAAGACAUACAAGACCACUGAUAAUCUCCCUCGAUCUGGGGCUCCACGCAAGAUCUCACCCCGUGGGGUCAAAAUGAUGACAAGAACGGUGAGCAAAAAUCCCAGAACCACACGGGGUACCUAGUGAAUGACCUGCAGAGAGCUGGGACCAAAGUAACAAAGCCUACCAUCAGUAACACACUACGCCGCCAGGGACUCAAAUCCUGCAGUGCCAGACGUGUCCCCCUGCUUAAGCCAGUACAUGUCCAGGCCCGUCUGAAGUUUGCUAGAGUGCAUUUGGAUGAUCCAGAAGAGGAUUGGGAGAAUGUCAUAUGGUCAGAUGAAACCAAAAUAGAUAUUUUUGGUAAAAACUCAACUCGUCGUGUUUGGAGGACAAAGAAUGCUGAGUUGCAUCCAAAGAACACCAUACCUACUGUGAAGCAUGGGGGUGGAAACAUCAUUCUUUGGGGCUGUUUUUCUGCAAAGGGACCAGGACGACUGAUCCGUGUAAAGGAGAGAAUGAAUGGGGCCAUGUAUCGUGAGAUUUUGAGUGAAAACCUCCUUCCAUCAGCAAGGGCAUUGAAGAUGAAACGUGGCUGGGUCUUUCAGCAUGACAAUGAUCCCAAACACACCGCCCGGGCAACGAAGGAGUGACUUCGUAAGAAGCAUUUCAAGGUCCUGGAGUGGCCUAGCCAGUCUCCAGAUCUCAACCCCAUAGAAAAUCUUUGGAGGGAGUUGAAAGUCUGUGUUGCCCAGCGACAGCCCCAAAACAUCACUGCUCUAGAGGAGAUCUGCAUGGAGGAAUGGGCCAAAAUACCAGCAACAGUGUGUGAAAACCUUGUGAAGACUUACAGAAAACGUUUGACCUGUGUCAUUGCCAACAAAGGGUAUAUAACAAAGUAUUGAGAAACUUUUGUUAUUGACCAAAUACUUAUUUUCUACCAUAAUUUGCAAAUAAAUUAAUUAUAAAUCCUACAAUGUGAUUUUCUGGAUUUUUUUUCCUCAUUUUGUCUGUCAUAGUUGACGUGUACCUAUGAUGAAAAUGACAGGCCUCUCUCAUCUUUUUAAGUGGGAGAACUUGCACAAUUGGUGGCUGACUAAAUACUUUUUUCCCCACUGUAUGUUAGUCAGAGACUCCUGAGGUAGAAGACUGCUAGGGUUUGUAUCCUCAGACAUUUCUUACUAAGGGCUUCAGUUAUCUGCAGUUGCAGCACCGGCAUGGUUGAUCUAUGACUAACUACUGCAGUAGCAUGUGUGUUGCCUAAAAUAGCGGUCUAAAAAAGGCCUUUUUUUUUUUUUUUUUUCACGAGAGCUCAGACUUACAGCGAUGCAAAAGUAACUGAUUUUUAGCAUUUUAAUUGAUCUAAGAAUGAAGUGGUUAUGUGUGUAUGCUGUGAACUUAAAGUACCUUUAACCACUUCGACAGGCACUGUCUUUUCAUAUCAUUCAGUACACAUCUCAAGACAAUUGCAACAGAGGCUGAAUCAACAUAGGGAGAAAAUUGCCACACAUUCUUGCCUCGAUACGGCAAUGUCAUAGUAACAAACCCACUGUCCUACUACUGACCCAGCCCCGGAUUCAUAAAGCAAAAAAAGUUUAAGAUCUAGGAUCAGUUUUGCCUUUUAGAUCAUAAUGAAUAAGAUUACAUGGGCGGGGGGACCUAAUCGUAGAUCAGCACUCCUGCUCUGAGACACUUCAUGAAUACAGUCCCCUGUCGUACAGCAGACAUAUGUCUUAACAUGAACAUAAAUAACAUUACCUAUCCCAUCUUCCCCCCAGGUUUCGAUCUGAUCCCCCGUCUGUCCGGCGUGGUCCCAGAGAGCUGCCUGCUGAUCAUGGUGGGGCUGCUGGUGGGGGGACUCAUCAAGGUGAUCGGAGAGGAGCCCCCUGUACUGGACUCCCAGCUCUUCUUCCUGUGCCUCCUUCCGCCCAUCAUCCUCGACGCAGGCUACUUCCUCCCCAUCCGGCCCUUCACAGAGAACGUGGGCACCAUCUUGGUGUUUGCGGUUAUAGGUAAGCUAAGUACGGACUGCUCAAUCAAUCACAUUUAUUUUAUUCAGCCCUUUUUUACAUCAUCAGUUUUUCACAUAGUGCUUAUACAGAAACCCAGCUAAAAAAAAAAAAACAGCAAGCAAUGCAGAUGUAGAAGCACCGUGGCUAGGAAAGACUCUAGAAAGGCAGGAACCUAGGAAGAAACCUAGAGAGGAACCAGGCUCUGAGGAGUGGCCAGUCCUCUUCUGGCUGUGUCAGCCAGAGAUUAUAAGAGUACAUGGCCAUUUAGGCCAGAUCGUUCUUCAAGACGUUCAAACGUUCAUAGAUGACCAGCAGGGUCAACAAGGGUCUGCUAAGAACGUUAUCCCGUCCCUCCAGUGUAAUUUGUAUACAGAUGUAUUUGCUGCUAUGUAUUUGUUGCUGUUAUGAUUCAUGUUGUCAUGUUAUCAUGACAUAAUAUUAUGUAUUUUUAAACUGCCGCAAACCAAUUUCCUAGCCUGGUCAAGGAGUGGCAUGAUGGGACAAACAGACUGGUACCCAGGAUACCAUUUUCCCAUUGUGGGAUGAUAAAGUGAACUUCUACUACUACUAUUAUUUACCCUGUGAAAAUGUUAUCAAAUAAUUCAGCCUUAUUGAAAUAAUCCAUUCUCUCAUUCUUUUAGGUACCCUGUGGAAUGCCUUCUUCGUGGGAGGAUUGCUGUAUGCCUUGUGCCAGAUCGAGAGCGUGGGUCUGACCGGCGUGGACCUGUUGGCCUGCCUGCUCUUCGGCUCCAUCGUCUCGGCCGUGGACCCGGUGGCCGUGCUGGCUGUGUUCGAGAAGAUCCACAUCAAUGAGCUGAUCCACAUCCUGGUAUUUGGGGAGUCCCUUCUCAAUGAUGCUGUCACUGUGGUGAGUGUUCAAAAUAGGAAAAGCACUCGAACAUCUGAGUAGCCUUGUUGCAGGUGCGUGGGAAUAAUUCAAUGAUGUCUAUAUAAAGAAAGACCCGCACACUGCUCUUGCCACUAUCACUUCAGUUUAUUAAACUGUGGUGGGUGUUGGCAGUGAAGAUUAGGACAAAUUGAACCAGACCUAUAAAUAUGGAGAGGCUGUCUUUAACUCCGGGUGAGGUUAAAGGUUGCUGCCUCUCUGUUUCUGUGUACAAAGUUGGAUCGUUUCAAUCAAACCCAUUCAACUCAAGUUAACAUGACGGGAUCUGUUUUGUUCCCUUAUUGCCAGCUGUGUAAAUUCAGUGUUCAUUUCCAGACGUGUGGCUGACGCCACAAGCCACCCCCUUUAACAGGCAGCCAGUGUUCUCACAGCUGAGGAGGAUGAGUAUAAUCAAUUUUGCAUUAACCAUGACGGUGCACUUUCCUCUCAGCUAGCUCUAACGGCAGGGAGAUAGCCGUAGCUUCAACGGCUCACUGUAUACAAUACCAGUCAAAAGUUUGGACACACCUACUCAUUCAAAGGUUUUUCUUUAUUUGUACUAUUUUUUACAUUGUAGAAUAAUUGUGAAGACAUCAAAACUAUGAAAUAACGCAUAUGGAAUCAACCAAAAAAGUGUUAAACAAAUCAAAAUAGAUUUUAUAUUUGAGAUUCUUCAAAAAGCCACCCUUUGCCUUUAUGAGCUUUGCACACUCUUGGCAUUAUCUCAACCAGCUUCAUGAGGUAGUCACCUGGAAUGCAUUUCAAUUAACAGGUAUGCCUUGUUAAAAGUUAAUUUGUGGAAUGUCUUUCCUUCUUAAUGCAUUUGUGUUGUGACAAGGUAGGGUUGGUAUACAGAAGAUAGCCCUAUUUGGUAAAAGACCAAGUCCAUAUUAUGUCAAGAACAGCUCAAAUAAGCAAAGAGAAACGACAGUCUAUCAUUACUUUAAGAAAUGAAGGUCAGUCAAUACGGAACAUUUCAAGAACUUUGAAAGUUUCUUCAAGUGCUGUUGCAACAACCAUCAAGCGCUAUGAUGAGGACCACCACAGGAAUGGAAGACCCAGAGUUACCUCUGCUGCAGAGGAUAAGUUCAUUAGAGUUACCAGCCUCAGAAAUUGCUGUGUGAAUCAGGCCUUCAUGGUCGAAUUACUGCAAAGAAACCACUACUAAAGAACACCAAUAAGAAGAGACCUGCUUGGGCCAAGAAACACAAGCAAUGGACAUUAGACCGGUGGAAAUUUGUCCUAUGGUCUGGAGUCCAAAUUUGAGAUUUUUGAUUUGACUGGUACUGUACAUAAAACGGACAUUAAUGUACUGAACAAAAAUAUAAACGCAACAUGUAAAAGUGUUAGUCCUAUGAGCUGAAAUAAAAAAUCCCAGAAAUGUUCCAUACGCACAAAAAGCUUAUUUCUCUCAAAUGUUUGGUGUAACAAAUUUAGUUUACAUCCCGGUUAGUGAGCAUUUCUCCGUUGCCAAGGUAAUCCAUCCACCUGACAGGUGUGACAUAUCAAGAAGCUGAUUAAACAGCAUGAUCAUUACACAGGUGCACCUUGUGCUGAGUACAAAAGGCCACUCUAAAAUGUGCAGUUUUGUCACACAGCACAAUGCCACAGACAUCUCAAGUUUUAAGGGAGCGUGCAAUUGACAUGCUGACUGCAGUAAUGUCCACCAGAGCUGUUGCCAGAGAAUUUUAUGUUAACUUCUCUACCAUAAGCCGCCUCCAACGUCGUUCUAGAGAAUUUGGCAGUACAUCCAACCGGCCUCACAACCGCAGACCAUGUGUAACCACGCCAGCCCAGGACUUCCACAUCCAGUUCUUCACCUGCGGGAUCGUCUGAGACUAGCCACCCGGACAGCUGAUGAAACUGAGGAUUAUUUCUGUCUGUAAUAACGCCCUUUUGUGGGGAAAAACACAUUAUGAUUGGCUGGGCCUGGCUCCCAAGUGGGUGGGCCUAUGCCCUCCCAGGCCCACCCAUGGCUGCGCCCCUGCCCAGUCAUGUGAAAUCCAUAGAUUAGGGCCUAAUGAAUUUAUUUCAAUUGACUGAUUUCCUUAUAUGAACUGUAACUCAGUAAAAUCAUUGAAAUUGUUGCAUGUUGCCUUUAUAUUUAUGUUCAGUAUAGAUGCCGAAUGGUAGUUUGGGUGCUUUUGGCAGGUGUAGAUAUUACUCAGCAAAAUGGCUCUGACUCUAUGCCAACCCGGCCACUGAUUCAGCGUACAACCUUAUCACCCAAACCGAGGCAGAUGUUAUUUAAUGGAGCAGUGAAGCAAUAGGAGGGUAUUUACUGCCUGGCAGUGAGAAUGGUCACAGUGUUCCAAAGACUGAGGGGCUGAUCCAACUAGGGUGCUUCCCAAAUGUCACCCUGUUCCCUACAUAGUGCAAAAGUACAUACUGGUCAAAAGUAGUGCACUAUAUAGAAAAUAGGGUUCCAUUUGGGACUCAACUCUAGUACCUGGAGUUUGGUAGAAGGAUACUAUUUACAUACUGUAGUGAUUGGGCUGUAUACAUUCCAUGUAUAAUGAUGUUAAGUAAUUUAUCAUUCAACCAAUAGGCACCCCCACCCCCACCCCCAAACAUCUUCCCGAAGAUAUGAACGUGAAGCAGAACCAAAUCAACAACUAUUGCUAAAUCUAGUUGAUAGAAAAUCUCAAUUUGUGCAUCCCAAAUGGCACCCUAUCCCCAUUUCCUAUGUAGUGCACUACUUUUGAUAAGGGCCCAAAGGGCUCUGGUCAAAAGAAGUGCACUAUAUAGCGAAUAGGGUGCCAUUUGGGACCCUCGCAUAGAUCUGUGCGCGCUUCCACUGACCCCUUCUUUCGUCCCUCCAUGCAGGUUCUGUACAACCUGUUUGAGGAGUUCUCCAAAGUGGGGACGGUCACUGUAUUAGAUGUGCUCCUAGGCGUGGUGUGUUUCUUCGUGGUGUCCUUGGGAGGGGUCCUGGUGGGGGCCAUCUACGGCGUCCUGGCAGCCUUCACCUCUCGCUUCACCUCACACAGCCGCGUCAUCGAACCCCUCUUCGUCUUCCUCUACAGCUACAUGGCCUACCUCUCCGCCGAGAUGUUCCAUCUCUCUGGUAUCAUGGCGUAAGUAGCUAUUUGACAGAUAACAGAUGUGUAUUGAUAAGGAGAUGGGACACCAUUAUGUUGGCUUCAGUGUGUUCCAUAGAGCAUUAUGGGUACUGUAGUACAUCAUUCUACAAGAUGAACUGACAUUGACUUAUUAUCAAUUUGAUAAAUGAACAUGAAGUUACAAUGAAAAUCAACUUGUCGUUUUUUUCACCAUAGUUUGAUAGCAUGUGGGGUCGUGAUGCGGCCCUAUGUGGAGGCCAACAUAUCCCACAAGUCCUACACCACCACCAAGUACUUCCUGAAGAUGUGGAGCAGUGUGAGCGAGACACUUAUCUUCAUCUUCCUGGGCGUGUCCACGGUGGCCGGGCCGCACGCCUGGAACUGGACCUUCGUCAUCGUCACCGUCAUUCUCUGUCUGGUGUCACGAGUACUGGGUCAGUACCAUUCUCUGUCUGGUGUCACGAGUACUGGGUCAGUACCAUCCUCUGUCUGGUGUCACGAAUACUGGGUCAGUACCAUCCUCUGUCUGGUGUCACGAGUACUGGGUCAGUACCAUCCUCUGUCUGGUGUCACGAAUUCUGGGUCAGUACCAUCCUCUGUCUGGUGUCACGAGUACUGGGUCAGUACCAUCCUCUGUCUGGUGUCACGAGUACUGGGUCAGUACCAUCCUCUGUCUGGUGUCACGAAUACUGGGUCAGUACCAUCCUCUGUCUGGUGUCACGAAUACUGGGUCAGUAGCAUCCUCUGUCUGGUGUCACGAAUACUGGGUCAGUACCAUCCUCUGUCUGGUGUCACGAGUACUGGGUCAGUACCAUCCUCUGUCUGGUGUCACGAGUACUGGGUCAGUACCAUCCUCUGUCUGGUGUCACGAGUACUGGGUCAGUACCAUCCUCUGUCUGGUGUCACCAGUACUGGGUCAGUAUAAAGCAAAAUGUUUAAAUCAAUUUAACCUUUAUUUUAUGUGCAUUUAAACAUCUCAAUAUACUUUUCAGUAAAAUAGACAUAAUCAAAUUAAAUAAGUAACACAUUAAAAGCAGUAGUUGAAAUAAAGUAACAUUAUAAUGUAACCGUUAUAGUUUAAACAAAAAUGUAUUAUCGUUCCAUCUGUGCGUGUGUUUCAGGAGUGAUUGGCCUUACGUUCAUCAUCAACAAAUUCCGGAUUGUCAGGUUGACCAAAAAGGACCAGUUCAUCGUGGCCUACGGUGGCCUGCGAGGGGCCAUAGCCUUUUCCCUGGGUUAUCUGCUGUCAAGUAAUCACCGGAUGAGGAACUUGUUCCUGACAGCCAUCAUCACUGUGAUCUUCUUCACUGUGUUUGUGCAGGUGAGGUGGACAAGGGGCGCGUUCCUCUGCCCAGGCGUUGCUGACGCAUGCCAGAUCUUACAGCUUUUACCACAUCAAAUGUUGUAUAGCAAUUUGGUGCCUGACGGCACAGUCGAUGACGUGGCACGCAACCAAAUCAAAUCAAAUGAAAUUUUAUUGGUCACAUGCGCCGAAUACAACAGGUGCAGACAUUACAGUGAAAUGCUUACUUACAGCCCUUAACCAACAGUGCAUUUUAUUUUUUACAAAAAAAGUAAAAAUAAAACAACAACAAAAAAAGUGUUGAGAGAAAAAAGAGCAGAAGUAAAAUAAAGUGACAGUAGGGAGGCUAUAUAUACAGGGGGGUACCGUUGCAGAGUCAAUGUGCGGGGGCACCGGCUAGUUGAGGUAGUUGAGGUAAUAUGUACAUGUGGGUAGAGUUAAAGUGACUAUGCAUAAAUAAUUAACAGAGUAGCAGCAGCGUAAAAAGGAUGGGGUGGGGGGGCAGUGCAAAUAGUCCGGGUAGCCAUGAUUAGCUGUUCAGGAGUCUUAUGGCUUGGGGGUAGAAGCUGUUGAGAAGUCUUUUGGACCUAGACUUGGCACUGCGGUACCGCUUGCCGUGCGGUAGCAGAGAGAACAGUCUAUGACUAGGGUGGCUGGAGUCUUUGACAAUUUUGAGGGCCUUCCUCUGACACCGCCUGGUAUAGAGGUCCUGGAUGGCAGGAAGCUUGGCCCCAGUGAUGUACUGGGCCGUACGCACUACCCUCUGUAGUGCCUUGCGGUCGGAGGCCAAGCAGUUGCCAUACCAGGCGGUGAUGCAACCAGUCAGGAUGCUCUCGAUGGUGCAGCUGUAGAAUUUUUUGAGGAUCUGUGGACCCAUGCCAAAUCUUUUCAGUCUCCUGAGGGGGAAUAGGCUUUGUCGUGCUCUCUUCACGACUGUCUUGGUGUGUUUAGACCAUGAUAGUUCGUUGGUGAUGUGGACACCAAGGAACUUGAAGCUCUCAACCUGUUCCACUACAGCCCCGUCGAUGAGAAUGGGGGGCGUGCUCAGUCCUCUUUUUUUUCCUGUAGUCCACAAUCAUCUCCUUUGUCUUGGUCACGUUGAGGGAGAGGUUGUUGUCCUGGCACCACACGGCCAGGUCUCUGACCUCCUCCCUAUAGGCUGUCUCAUCGUUGUCGGUGAUCAGGCCUACCACUGUUGUGUCGUCGGCAAACUUAAUGAUGGUGUUGGAGUCGUGCCUGGCCAUGCAGUCAUGGGUGAACAGAGAGUACAGGAGGGGACUGAGCACGCACCCCUGAGGGGCCCCCGUGUUGAGGAUCAGUGUGGCAGAUGUGUUGUUACCUACCCUUACCACCUGGGGGCGGCCCGUCAGGAAGUCCAGGAUCCAGUUGCAGAGGGAGGUGUUUAGUCCCAGGAUCCUUAGCUUAGUGAUGAGCUUAGAGGGCACUAUGGUAUUGAAUGCUGAGCUGUAGUCAAUGAAUAGCAUUCUCACGUAGGUGUUCCUCUUGUCCAGGUGGGAAAGGGCAGUGUGGAGUGCAAUAGAGAUUGCAUCGUCUGUGGAUCUGUUGGGGCGGUAUGCAAAUUGGAGUUGGUCUUGGGUUUCUGGGAUAAUGCUGUUGAUGUGAGCCAUGACCAGCCUUUCAAAGCACUUCAUGGCUACAGACGUCAGUGCUACGGGUCGGUAGUCAUUUAGGCAGGUUAUCUUAGAGUCCUUGGGCACGGGGACUAUGGUGGUCUGCUUGAAACAUGUUGGUAUUACAGACUCAGUCAGGGACAUGUUGAAAAUGUCAGUGAAGACACUUGCCAGUUGGUCAGCACAUGCUCGGAGUACACGUCCUGGUAAUCCGUCUGGCCCUGCGGCCUUGUGAAUGUUGACCUGCUUAAAAGUCUUACUCACAUCGGCUACGGAGAGCGUGAUCACAUAGUCAUCCGGAACAGCUGGUGCUCUCAUGCAUGCUUCAGUGUUGCUUGCCUCGAAGCGAGCAUAGAAGUGGUUUAGCUCGUCUGGUAGGCUUGUGUCACUGGGCAGCUCGCGGCUGUGCUUCCCUUUGUAGUCUGUAAUAGUUUUCAAGCCCUGCCACAUCCGACGAGCGUCAGAGCCAGUGUAGUACGAUUCAAUCUUAGUCCUGUAUUGACUCUUUGCCUGUUUGAUGGUUCGUCGGAGGUCAUAGCGGGAUUUCUUAUAAGCGUCCGGGUUAGAGUCCCGUUCCUUGAAAGCGGCAGUGGCUUCUGGUUGGGGUAUGUACGUACGGUCACUGUGGGGACGACAUCAUCGAUGCACUUAUUGAUGAAGCCAGUGACUGAUGUGGUGUACUCCUCAAUGCUGUCUGAAGAAUCCCGGAACAUGUUCCAGUCUGUGCUAGCAAAACAGUCCUGUAGCUUAGCAUCUGCGUCAUCUGACCACUUUUUUAUUAACCGAGUCACUGGUGCUUCCUGCUUUAGUUUUUGCUUAUAAGCAGGAAUCAGGAGGAUAGAGUUAUGGUCAGAUUUGCCAAAUGGAGAGCGAGGGAGAGCUUUGUAUGCGUCUCUGUGUGUGGAGUAAAGGUGGUCUAGAGUUUUUUUUCCUCUGGUUGCACAUUUAACAUGCUGGUAGAAAUUAGGUAGAACGGAUUUAAGUUUCCCUGCAUUAAAGUCCCCGGCCACUAGGAGCGCUGCAUCUGGAUGAGCGUUUUCCUGUUGAUUUAUGGCCUUGUACAACUCAUUCAGUGCAAUCUUAAUGCCAGCAUUGGUUUGUGGUGGUAAAUAGACAGCUAUGAAAAAUAUAGAUGAAAACUCUCUUGGUAAAUAGUGUGGUCUACAGCUUAUCAUAAGAUACUCUACCUCAGGUGAGCAAAACCUCGAGACUUCGUAUUUGAUUUUGUGCACCAGCUGUUGUUUACAAAUAUACACAGACCGCCACCCCUUGUCUUACCGGAGUCAGCCGUUCUAUCCUGCCGAUGUAGCGUAUAGCCCGCUAGCUGUAUGAAAUCCAUGUCGUCGUUCAGCCACGACUCGGUGAAACAUAAGAUAUUACAGUUUUUAAUGUCCCGUUGGUAGGAUAACCGUAAUCUUAAGUCGUCCAAUUUAUUUUCAAAUGAUUGAACGUUGGCUAAUAGGAUUGAUGGAAGAGGCAGUUUACUCGCUCGCCGUCGGAUCUUUACAAGGCACCCCGAUCUACGUCCACGAUAUCUCCGUCUCUUCCUCACGCGAAUGACGGGGAUUUGGGCCUUGUCGUGUGUCUGUAUGAUAUCCUUCGCGGCCGCCUCGUUGAAGAAAAAAUCUUCGUCCAAUACGAGGUGAGUAAUCGCUGUCCUGAUAUCCAGAAGCUCUUUUUGGUUAUAAGAGACGGUGGCAGACACAUUAUGUACAAAAUAAAUUACAAAUAACGCGGAAAAACACACAUAAUAGUACAAUUGGUUAGAGGGCUGUAAAACGGCAGCCAUCUUCUCCGGCGCUGUUCUAUGGCGUUGAUGCAAUGCAACGUCUCAGCAGGGGAAAGCCACCAAUCUGAGUGAUGCUGUAAAGCACAGGUGUCAAACUCAUUCCACAGAGGGCCGAGUGUCUGCAGGUUUUCACUCCUCCCUUGUACUUGAUUGAUGAAUUAAGGUCACUAAUUAGUUAAGAACUCCCCUCACCUGGUUGUCUGGGUCUUAACUGGACACAAAUUGAAAUUAAAUUGAAAUGACAAAAACCAGCAGACGCUCGGAUUGGAAUGAGUUUGACAGCCCUGCUCUGAGUUUAAACAGCCCUAGACUCUACUGUGUAUCUGUGAGAGAGUGAAACAGCACACUUUGACCUGCUUAUGUAGACUGGGAUCCCUUUACAACAGCCGCUGAGGGGAGGACAGCUCAUAAUAAUGGCUGGAACGGAGCAAAUGGAAUGGCAUCAGUCACAUAGAAACCAUGCGUUUGAUACCAUUCCACUCCAGCCAUUACCACGAGCCCAUCCUCCCCAAUUAAGGUGCCACCAAACUCCUGUGCUUUACAACUACUGUAACUAGCGCUUUUAUGUUUUUGUUUUCAGGGCAUGACAAUCAGGCCUUUGGUUGAGCUACUGGCUGUGAAGCGGAAGGAGAGAAAGCCUUCCAUCAACCAGGAGAUUCACACACAGGUGAUGAGCAGUAUUAUAUGGAAUACUUAAGCAUUAAGGCCCGAGGGGGUGUGGUAUAUGGCCAAUAUACAACGGCUAAGGGCUGUUCUUAGGCAGUGCCUGGAUACAGCCCUUAGCCGUGGUAUAUUGGCUAUAUACCACAAAACCCAGAGGUGCCUUAUUGCUAUUAUAAACUGGUUACCAACGUAAUUAGAGCAGUAAAAAUAAACGUUUUGUCAUAUCCGUGGUAUACCACAGCUGUCAGCCAAUCAGAAUUCAGAUCUCGACCCACUCAGUUUAUAAUAAAUAUUAUACUGUUGUAUUAGCUAUAUUAUCAUAUUACACUUAUAAUAAUAAUAAUAAUAAUAAUAUGGGAUACUUCUAUUUCUAGUACACUCUUAGUGUGUUUUUAAUCAGAUAGACUUUGUAAACCCUGCAUUUUCUCUCUUAGUUCCUGGACCAUCUCCUCACAGGCGUUGAGGGUGUCCGUGGUCAUUAUGGGCAUUAUCACUGGAAGGAGAAGUAUGGAUCCCAUUCCAAACAUACUGGGAGAUUGAUAUACUUCUAUUGCCAUUUAAAUGUCCACGUAUUAUCAACUUUCGCUCGCUCGCUCUCUCUCUCGCGCUCUCUCGCUUGCUCUCUCUCUCGCUCUCUCCCCCCUCCCCCCUCUCUUCCCCUCACUUUCACUCUCUCCCCCCUCACUCUCUCUCCCUUUCCAUUCCUCUCUUAUCAUAUCAGGCUGAACCGCUUCAACAAGACCUAUGUGAAGAGGUGGCUGAUAGCUGGUGAGAACUUCAUGGAACCUGAGUUGAUCGCCUUCUACCGAAAGAUGGAGCUGAAGCAGGCUAUCAUGCUGGUGGAGAGUGGGCAGCUGCCCUCGGCCCUCCCCUCCACUGUCUCCAUGCAGUAAGUAUUGGCUCCUGUUUCUUUAACGUUGCGAUUUUUGAGUUUAAGAAGUAGAAUGUACUUAAUUUUGUUCCUGUGUGCAUCCCGUCCUUAGUAUUUAUCAUCCAUGCAGUAAGGGCCCAUUACUGUCCACAUCCUCUCCACCAGAGCUUAGUCAUGCUGCUUGACAAUGACCAGGAGUUGGCAAGAUGGUGCAAAAAGAUCUGGAACCAGGCUAGGCUAACAGUGGUCUUUCUGGGUUCCUGACUUGGGUGUGAUGGCGUUUUGUUAUUUCCUUUCUGAUCUGUGUCUUCCCAGGAACAUCCAGCUCAGUGCGACUCCACGGGUCUCUAAGAAACGGGAGGAAGAGAUCAGAAGGAUCCUGAGGUCCAACCUGCAGAACAACAAGCAAAGAGUGAGUUGGACACUUUUAAAGAAGGAGGCUGAGUUGAAGUUGAAUAUCUGAAGGAAAUACCACCAGCGGUAGAGACGACCAGUAAACUGUUCAUGAUGCGGACUCCGCACUCUUACAGUUGCUUAGAUAUGUUUAUCUUCUGGCUGCAAACACCCUGUUCCCUGUCUCCUCAGAUGUGCUCAUUCUCCUAUAGCAGACACGCUCUGUUCGACGCCGAUGAGGAGGACAACGUGAGUGAGGUGCAUCUGAGGAAGAUGGAGAGGAGGGUCAGUGUGAUGGAGAGGAGGGUCAGUGGGAUGGAGAGGAGGGUCAGUGGGAUGGAGAGGAGGGUCAGUGGGAUGGAGAGGAGGGUCAGUGUGAUGGAGAGGAGGGUCAGUGGGAUGGAGAGGAGGUGAUGGAGAGGAGGGUCAGUGUGAUGGAGAGGAAGGGAUGGAGAGGAGGGUCAGUGUGAUGGAGGGUCAGUGGGAUGGAGAGGAGGGUCAGUGGGAUGGAGAGGAGGGGUUGGAGAGGAGGGUCAGUGUGAUGGAGUGGAAGGGAUGGAGAGGAGGGUCAGUGGGAUGGAGAGGAGGGUCAGUGUGAUGGAGAGGAGGGUCAGUGGGAUGGAGAGGAGGGUCAGUGUGAUGGAGAGGAGGGUCAGUGUGAUGGAGAGGAUGGUCAGUGUAUUGAAUGGACCCCAGUCUAGUGUUCUUUCUUGGCUAUGGCUAUGUCUUCGACAUUGUAGAGAUUUUACCUCAUUGCAAUAAUGAAGCCUAUUUGUGACGUUGUAACACUAUUGUCUCUGCAGAUGAGCCACUACCUCACUGUUCCAGCCAACCGGGCGUCACCUAGGCCUGGGGUCCGGAGAGUCAGGUUUGAAUCCGGUCAGUCAGUCUCUAACACAGGGUUUCCCAAACUCAGUCCUGCUUAAAAAAUGAGUCACUCUAUAUCCCCAUUAUGUUGUGGUAUUGAAAACAAAUGGCAAUUUGUAGUAGCAAGACUAUGAUCAGAUAGUCUUGUAGUAUCUUAUUGAUGUAUAAUACUCUACUCAUUUAUUUUAGACAACCAGGUUUUCAGUGCCGACAGUGUCCCUACUGUCCAUUUUGAGCAGCCUUUGACUCCAAGAACACCUGACGCUGUCAGCCUAGAGGCAGAGGUACCCAAGAGGGGUAACCUGAAAGCGGAUGGCGGAGGACCCAGGGGUACUGUAUGAGGGGUAACCUGAAAGCGGAAGGCGGAGGACCCAGGGGUACUGUAUCAGACAGCAACCAGGGAGAGUUGGACUACCAAAGACUAGCACACUGUCUGUGUGACCCCGGGCCCAAUAAGGUUGAGAAUGAUCCCUUCAUGUCCUGA